AUCUUUUUAUUUUUUUCCAAUACGAUGAUGUAAAACACCAAAUUGAAAGCGCUUAACCCGAAAGAGUAGUGUACCAAACGGCACGAGGAACAAACAGUUUAUAUUUUAUUUAAUGCUACACAAAAACGGGUAUACAGCCAACUUAACACGGGACUCCAAUAAACUUUCUUUUUUUUUCUUUUUAGUGUUUCUUUUUUUUAAUUUUUAGUUUCUUCAUCUCUCUCUCACCAAAAAAGACAAUGACACCUCGAUCUCGAAAGAAUGCUGUGUCGAACUUUAACGUUAUGGUUGUUGGUUUCUCAGGAGUAGGAAAGACCUCCUUUGUUCGCACUUUAUUAGAAACACUCUUGUUAGAAGAACAAGUAGAAGAUACCCCAUCGAAAAAGAGACGUGAUUCAUUUAUGAGCGAAAACUCCUCAGUAUAUGUGCACGAAGAACAACAGUUACAAGGCCCAAUCGAAAAGACACUUACACCAUAUACUAUCUCUAGAGAGAUAGAAGUAGAUAGAGAAAGAAUCGUCCUGACUAUCAUAGAUACACCAGGAUUUCAACAAGAAUACCUAGUUGAUAAACAACUCCACGAUAUAACAAAAUAUAUUGAACACCAAUUUGAUUUGACAUUGGCAGAGGAAUCAAAGGUUAAGCGUAACCCUAAAGCGGUUGACACUCAAGUCCACUGUUGUCUCUAUUUUAUUGAUCCCAAAAAAUCAGCUUUAGACGAGUUUGAUAUUAGAAUUUUAAAAAGAUUAUCAAAUCGUGUAAAUGUCAUUCCUAUUAUCGGAAAAGCAGACCAUUUGACUUUAGCUCAAAGGAACAGAUUGAAGCCUUCCAUCAUCAAAGAUAUCUACACAAAUUACAAGAUUCCUAUCUAUGGUAUGCCAGAUGAAGAUUUGGACGAGGAAGACGAUGAGGAAGAGGAGGAGGAAGAAAAGGAAAAGAUUAAAGCACCACAAUCACUCGAUGAUUUCCUUUCUCAAUUUGAUUAUGAAAAAGAAGAUAAUGAUACUCAGUCCGUGUUAGAUUACCUUCGAAUCAUUCCUUUUACAUUCAUUUCUUAUGAAGAUGAGCCAGAAACUGGUAAGCCUAUUCAGUUGGACAAUGACAUCAAAUUGGGUCGUGAUUUUGGUUGGGGAUCAAUUGACUGUCUGGGCGAAAAAUAUUCGGAUUUUGUUAAACUCAAGCAUGUUUUGUUAUCCACUCACCGCCGUUACUUGAAAUUGGACACCGUGGAAAGAUACUAUGAACAAUAUCGUACAGAAAGACUGAUGUAUAAAAGAGCUACUAAAAUAGGCUUACCCACCCAAUAAUAAUAAAUAAUAUAAAAUGGUUUUUUGACAGGUUUUCAAAAAUAAUACUUAUUGUUUACAACCAG
Molecule: messenger RNA, 1372 nt
Organism: Mucor mucedo
Lineage: Eukaryota; Fungi; Mucoromycota; Mucoromycetes; Mucorales; Mucoraceae
Product: Septin-domain-containing protein
Exons: 2
Coding region: 240-1307 (355 amino acids)
Biological process (GO): cytoskeleton-dependent cytokinesis
Cellular component (GO): cytosol; cell division site; microtubule cytoskeleton
Molecular function (GO): GTP binding; molecular adaptor activity; GTPase activity
Source: RefSeq, a predicted model, not a curated record